AUGCAAACAGACCAGCAGGAAGAGCAUUCGCUGACGCUGACUUGGGUCACAUGCAUUUGCUCGCUUCCGUUGUCCUGGACAUCCUCCAAGCAAGAGAGGCGCGUCAGAUAUGUCGCGUCGGUGGAAGCAGAGACAGUCUCUGUUCUCCUCAGAGCUGUCAGCAUCAACAACCGCCUCGUCCUCCUCGCCCGAGUCCCCGGCGGCCCCGUCGCACGCCUCCUCCUCCCCAUCGACGAGUUUGUGGCGGAGCUGGAGGGAGGACCCAUCGUCACAGACUCCUCCCUCCAGGACCUCAUCGUCGCCUGCAGCAAGCGCAUCCUCGGCCCCAUAGGAAGAGCGGCGCGCAUGCGCGGAGGCACGCAGGGGCUGCCGGAGCGCUUCCUGCUCAAGUCGCUCUACUCAGAACUGCAGACCCACAUCCUUGCGCACCUCGCUCCUCGUCACCUUUCCUUCCUCGCCUGCACCUGCCGCAAGAUGAACUCGCUAGGUGAGGAGAGAGGAGAGGGGAUGGACGGCGAGAGGCAACUUCGAAGGUCAGCAGUCAAGCAGCUUUUCCGCAUUCCCUUCCCUCUGAAUCCACUCGCUCCAUGGCUCCCGCAGCCUCCUCCCCGGCAGCCCUUCUUCGACCCUCGCUUCCCUCUCCCCUGGAUGAACCACCAGCAGUGGAGCUCAACAGGAGGCGCUCCUUCCUUUGGCGGCCUCCCCAUCCUCAGCCCCUCCCGUAGGGCGCAGACUCACGCUCGUGACCCCUUGCGCGACUGCCCGACCCGAGAAGGGAGCAGGAGCAGCGCUGAUGGAGGAUCUCCUUCUUCACUCCCUCCUCGACCCAACAGGACUUCUCCCAUGAUGCUCGGCGUGCGAGGCGGAAACUUCGGCGGGAUGGGAUCUUUUGGAACUCCGGGCUCCUUUCGGUGA
Messenger RNA from Guillardia theta CCMP2712, 915 nucleotides. RefSeq lists its product as hypothetical. Lineage: Eukaryota; Cryptophyceae; Pyrenomonadales; Geminigeraceae. Bases 1 to 915 code for a protein of 304 amino acids. The transcript has 7 exons. Gene Ontology annotation, molecular function: protein binding. The record is from RefSeq and is a predicted model, not a curated record.